This is a messenger RNA of Pocillopora meandrina, 714 nucleotides long. The record is from the annotation of a GenBank genome assembly. NCBI's taxonomy places the organism in Eukaryota, Metazoa, Cnidaria, Anthozoa, Scleractinia, Pocilloporidae.
AUGUUCUUUGUCAUAGUUACAAUAAUCGCGGAAGUAUACUCCAGACAACGUAUCCCAGACUUUGACACAACCCAGCGUCUUCAAGUAGAAAAAGAGCAAUAUGUGGAAAUAGAAUUGAGGUUUUAUUUGCCCUUUGACUCACAUGGAGCACCUUGUGCUGAUGAGGAAUAUCUUGAGAUCCGUGAUGGGUAUAAUCAGUCUGGAAAUCUUUUGGGUGUAUUUUGUGGAAGAUACGUUCCUCGCUUUAAACUACGUUCCAGUGGACAGAACAUGUGGUUAAGAUUUUCACCUCACCAUAGAUACCGGCUAUCGUAUUACAGUUAUUAUGGGGGAAAAGCGCUAAAUGCAAAAUGUAAGUAUUCUUGGGUUUUAAUGUUUUGAUUUACUUAUUGGCUUAUUGGUAUAAUUUAUUGUGGAUGAUAUGUCUUAUUAUAUUUAUGCUUAGAUACCACCAACCUGAAAAACGUCGCAAAGACUCAGUUUGUCCUGCUCAAUCAUUUGUCAUCGUUGUGGUGCCCGGCGGAAGGUGGACCAGCUCCUCGCAUUGUUUGGAGAAAGAAUGGCGCUGUUGUGCAAAACAGCACUAGUGUGCGACUUCAAAUCAACGUCACUGAAGAAGAAGGAAAUACAAAUUACAGCUGCGAAGUGGAAGACCAGGCGCCGAAAAACAUCAGUCUUGUUGUCGAGAGUAAGUCUCAAGUUACAUCUUUACUU